AUGGCUGAUUCGACUCAAGCCAGUUACGAAAAGAACAAAGAAGUAGCAGAGUCUGAGUCAAUGGAAUCAUCAACGAAAGUACCUUUCGAAAGACUCGAAAAAGUCAUGAGAGAGGGUUUCCAUGCAAUGACCAAUUCCAUGGAUCUCCUAUCUCAAAGCGUCGUUCAGACUGUUGAGAGAGGCCAUCUAAACACAACCCUACAAGGGAAUGAAACAAGGGCAUAUCUAGGUCACCUCUUCGAACGGGCCAUGCAGGCAGAACAAGACGAUAAAAUGCCCCGGAAGGAAGCUGGGAUACUAUCAAAUGUCCAGACGCCUUUGUUAAUACAAGGAUACUCUUCAGGGCAAACGAGUGGGCAUGCCCAGCCAUCGACUUCAGAGAGGGUAGACCAGACCGCAGGGUCUAAUAUCACUGCAAUGGCACCGCAAGUGCCAAAGGUGAUUUCACCACCCAAGGACGUUGCCAGUCAACAUUUUGCUCUAUUUGGAACGCCCUCCAAAUACCAGGCUCCCAGAACUGGCGAACCAGCCCUACCACCAGAGUCGGUCCGAAGAAACAUGCAUGCUAAUAGAUGGCGACAACCAGCAGGGUUGAACGUACCUAUCAACAAUGUUGAUAACGGAGGUAACAGACGAGGAAGACAACACAACGCACGGAUGCCCGAACCAAUUCCGGAAUUCAAUGACGAAGAAGAUGCAGGACAGGCUCCUCUGGCCGGUGCCGAACCUGCACCCAGACACCUUUCAGACAUGGAUAUUCGUAAUGAAAUGGAAGCACUAAGGCAACUAGUUUAUAAUGGUCCGGCCGGUAUUCAGAGACCGGCCCGACCUACCUAUCAGAAACCUUAUCCUGCUUAUAUCGGCGAUUUACCCUUCCCAAGAGGCUUCAAAGUUCCGAGUUUUAGCCUGUUCAAUAGGGAAGACUUGUAUGCGUCAGCAUUAGAGCAUAUAUGCCGGUUCUCAGCCCAGUGCGUAGCCAUAAAAACCCAACCACUCUUGAAGUUGAGAUUAUUUGAUAGCUCUCUAUCAGGUCAGGCUUUCACUUGGUAUUCCAAUCUAAGCCCGAACUCCAUCCUUGGAUUGGCAUAA
This is a messenger RNA of Prunus armeniaca (apricot), 1089 nucleotides long. The record is from the annotation of a GenBank genome assembly. NCBI's taxonomy places the organism in Eukaryota, Viridiplantae, Streptophyta, Magnoliopsida, Rosales, Rosaceae.